AUGAUGAGUAUUUGUAGUGCACACGAUCCUACUGAUGGAUUCACUCUUGUUCCGUUAACAGCGCAGGACUUUAGGAAUGAUAAACCUUACAAUGAACCUCUCAAAAAUCGCUACAGCUACAAAGAUGGAGUCAGAAGGUUCUGGGUCUACAACAACGACAAGCCUUUCAAGCCUUCUAGUACCACCAGACCGCGUUCUGAAGUACGCAUCAAGGGUCAUGACUACUCUUCUGGAGUUUGGCAAUUCGAAGGCUAUGCUUUCGUGCCCAAAGGUACCUCCGGCGUUACCAUAGUGCAAAUCCACGGCGCACAACAGGGAGCGACGACACUGCAACUAAGGAUCUACGACGGCGGCGAGGGCGAGAUGAGAUACUACAAGUACAAUGUAGUGGCUAGUAAUCUGUACGACAGGUGGUUCAGAGUGAACAUAAUCCACAAUGUUGAUGAAGGCAAGGUAACGGUUUUCGUUGAUGCAGUUAAGAAGUUUGUUGUGAAUGAUCAAGGACCUGGUGACCUCUACUUCAAAUUUGGUGUCUAUGCUGCCCCAGCUAAUUCUAGUAAUUACAUGGAAUCGAGGUGGAAAGAUAUUAAGAUUUUCAAGAAGUGA
Molecule: messenger RNA, 606 nt
Organism: Morus notabilis
Lineage: Eukaryota; Viridiplantae; Streptophyta; Magnoliopsida; Rosales; Moraceae
Product: citrate-binding protein
Exons: 2
Coding region: 1-606 (201 amino acids)
Source: RefSeq, a predicted model, not a curated record